This is a messenger RNA of Iphiclides podalirius (scarce swallowtail), 900 nucleotides long. NCBI's taxonomy places the organism in Eukaryota, Metazoa, Arthropoda, Insecta, Lepidoptera, Papilionidae. The record is from the annotation of a GenBank genome assembly.
AUGUCGACUGAUCUCAGCGCUAGUUUUGAUGAACAAUACAUUAAUAUAAAUACCAAAUUAAAAAAGCGUUUUAUGCGAAAACCAAAUGUUUCGGAGGCGACUAACGAAUUCGUUGGCUUAGCUAUACAAUGUGAACACUCGGAGCAACCUGCUUUCGCAGGCCAGACCUACGUAGGUGCAGCAAAAUGUGAAGCAUUAGCUGGUAACUACUUAGGAGAAGCGGACCAAUACUUAGCUGCCGCGCGGCAAUUUAUAAAAGCUGAGCAGAAGUUAUUAGCCUUGCGAUUCUACAGCCCGGAUCGAGAGAAUUUGGAGGCUGCUAUUGGUUGCUACAUGCAAGCACUAAGCAAAUACCCCGAGAAGUCAUUAAUUCGCACAUCAAUACUUAUGGAACUUGCUAAUAACUUAUUGUCCUUAAACCACAAGUUAGAGGCAGUUGCUUAUUGUGAGCAGGCCUUGGACACUGUUAGAGAUAGUGCUAUGAAAUUAAUGUAUUCCAGAAACCUUCUUAAUCUUUUGAUUGACUGUGGUAAAUUUGAUACAGCAUUCCACUUGGCCAAUACUAUCUAUGAUUCAAACACUAGCAUACCUGAGGAGGUGUUGUCAGAGAUUCAAUUGAGCAGAGUAUUGUUGGCAUUGCUUGUUGAACCAGAUGAGGGGAGCAAACCUGAAUCCCUGAAGCAAUUGUUUACUAAUUUGAUGAAUGACGUAGAGUGUGAUGCAAUACCCUUCAAUACGGACCUGAGAUUGAAACUCCAGUCUAUUAUUAUCUGCAAUGCAAACUCAGAUUUGCAAUCUCUGAUUAGUGUGGCUGUGGACACCAAGCAAUUUUUGACAACCCAACAGGCAGAAAUGUUGCAGGCAUUAAUCAGUGAAGAGAGGAAUGAACACUUCAACAGC